Messenger RNA from Paramuricea clavata, 481 nucleotides. Lineage: Eukaryota; Metazoa; Cnidaria; Anthozoa; Malacalcyonacea; Plexauridae. The record is from the annotation of a GenBank genome assembly.
GCAUAGCGGGAGAGGGUCCAGCAAAAAUAAAAGCCAUCGGCGUUAUCGAUAUCGACAUUAUAGUCGUGAAAGAAAUAGCAGUGUCAGUGAUCCAUCGGAUUCAUCUAGGUAAGGAUAUCAUUAAUGACUUUGUAUUUAUAUUUCCCCCUUGCACCUAUUAUGUAAAAUAUUUAUCUGUGUCACACAUAAAACUAAAUAAGUUAUACUAUGGUUGUAUUUAAUAGUUACAGCAAAGAAAAGAUACCCAAGAGGAGACGGAGGCAUCGCUCAACAAGCCCAAAUACAAAGAAACACCAUCAUGGUCAAAGGCGUCGGGCCUCUAGAAGGGAAUCGCGGUCGAGGAACUCUUCCCGCAGCCGCUCAAGAAGUCGCAGCCGGUCAACGAGGCGCAGCCGAUCUACGAGCCACAGCCGAUCAUCGAGGCGCAGUCGGUCAACGAAGUGCAGCCAAACAACGAGUCACAGUCGAAAACACGACCUGA